Molecule: messenger RNA, 1281 nt
Organism: Erythranthe guttata (spotted monkey flower)
Lineage: Eukaryota; Viridiplantae; Streptophyta; Magnoliopsida; Lamiales; Phrymaceae
Product: protein MRG1
Biological process (GO): chromatin organization; regulation of DNA-templated transcription
Cellular component (GO): nucleus; histone acetyltransferase complex
Source: RefSeq, a predicted model, not a curated record
CUGCGUUUUAUCAUGCUCUGGACACUGCCACCAAAUAACAAUCAGACUUUCCUUUCAUAGAAGAAAAACCUGUAAAACUGCCUUAUAAUGGCUGACUUAAAUUGACCCCCAAAAUAAUUAAAAAAUUAAAUAAAAAUGAGCAGCUCUGCGGCUACAGAAAGCUCCACCCCCAUCUCCGGCGGCUGCGACGCCGUAAAUAAAUCCGUGAAAGAAGAGGACGCCGAUUCAACGCCCUUUCGAGAAGGUGAACAGGUCUUAGCUUAUCAUGGCCUUUGCCUGUACGACGCCAAGGUACAAAAGGUUGAAUUUCAUAUCGACGUGUGGAGGUAUUAUGUUCAUUAUCGUGGGUGGAACAAAAAUACACAACUUCUUUUGGCCCUCAACAGAUGGGAUGAAUGGUUGGGAGUCGAUUGCCUGUUAAAACAUACCGAGGAAAAUGUUCGAAAGCAAAAAGAGCUCAAGGAGAAGCAUGCCAUGGAGAAGAACGUGAACGCUGCACGUCUAUCGCAAGAUAAAACUAAAAGUCCAAUUGGGGUGAGAGGCAAGAAACGGAAACAAGAAAUCCUUGAAAAGGAGUGCACUGUUCCUUCGGAAAAGCUUGUAAUCAUCCAAAUUCCAUCUACCUUGAAGAAACAACUGAUCGAUGACCAUGAAUGUAUAACUCAUCUGGAUCAGUUAGUCAAACUUCCUCGUUCUCCUAGUGUUCAUGAGAUAUUGAACAAGUACAUUGAUUACCGGGUGAAGAAAAACGGCAAGAUACCCGAAUCAGUUGGAGAAAUUGUGAACGGGUUGCUCUGUUACUUUGACAAAGCGUUGCCUUCGAUGCUCCUCUACAAACACGAGCGUCCACAGUACAAAGAAGUGAUUGCUGAUAAUGUAUCUCCCUCGAGUGUAUAUGGAGCCGAACAUUUAUUAAGACUCUUUGUCAAAUUACCGGACAUGCUCUCCUGUAUGCAUAUCGAAACCGAGACACUAACGGAGCUGCAGCAAAGAUUGAACGACUUGCUCAGGUUUCUCCAGGUCAACCAAAGUUCAUUUUUCAAUUCAAAUUACCAGAAAUCGGAAGGUUUUGUGGGUGCUGUAAAGAAAGAAGAGAAAUAGGUAAUAUGUUUGGACUCUUAUUCAGUUAUAUAUGCUGUCUACCAAUCAUAUGCUUACAUUUGGACAUCAUCAUCUGUUUGUAUAAAAACAUCAAAACACUGUGCUGUGGAGAUUAUUAGUGAACCUUAUCCAAAAUUGUUACAAGUUGUUAAAUGAAGAAUAUAUUCAUGUCUUUGAAAA